Molecule: messenger RNA, 3812 nt
Organism: Symbiodinium necroappetens
Lineage: Eukaryota; Dinophyceae; Suessiales; Symbiodiniaceae
Source: the annotation of a GenBank genome assembly
AUGACCGACGACGCAGACCAAGGCUCCGGCCAGUCUUUGGCCAAGGCAGAGGAGACGACUGCGCAGCGCUUCAGUGCCCUGCAGACUCAGCUGCUGUGUGCGGCAAUCCAUUUCUUCCACCGCCACAUCCGUUCCGAUGCGGACGUUUUGCAACGAAUGGAGGGCAACCAGAUGUUCCGGCUCUUCUUCGAGGUUCCCUACCACAAGAACAAGCCUGACCUGAACCGGAUCUUUCCGGAGUCGGUCCACGACUGCUCGGCCUUGCAUGUUUGCUCCUUUAUCCUGAGCAUCCUGCACCAGGGCAUCUUCAGCGUCUCUGCGUUCAUCGUCAGCGUCAUCUACCUCAGCAGGUUCAAGGAGAGUUCCAGAAUCACUCUCCAUGCCUGCACUUGGCGGCCGUUGUUCCUGACGUCUUUGCUACUGGCCGACAAGAUGUGGGAGGACAAGCCGGUUCGCAAUAGCUCCCUGGCGAAGCUCUUUCCGGUCCUCAGCAAUGGGGAGCUCAACCGCAUGGAGAGCGAGUUCUUAGAGGAGAUCAAGUUCAAUGUGCUGGUAAAGCCGGAUCUCUUCUGCUCCUUCUGUGAGAAGUUGCUGGCGGAGCAGGUACACCAAGAGAUUUCCCACUGCGUCAUCCAGUCAGAGUACGCGGCGACCCUGCAAGUCGACCUGGAGGAGAAGGCUCCUGCAAAGCCUCUGAACGUCCAGAAGGAGGAGGUCGCCGCCGAAAAGCCAACAAAUGGCCACAUCGUGAAGGAACCGGAGAUCCGAAAGGUUCACGGCGGCUCACCCGAUGGUGUCAGGUCAGGCUCCUGGCACGGUGAGGUCAAGCGCCCGUCAGUGGUCCAUCAUCCACAGAGUCAUCAACCCCAGGAGCUUGCCGCAGCUUAUGCCACACAGGAGUUGUGGAAAAGUAGCAUCCACUGGGCUCUCGACUCGGUAAAUCGGGUUCAGGGCUUCAAGCUUUACAGACCAGGACCUUCCGCAUGCGCUGCUGGCUGCGGCUGUUGCUGGCUCAAGCUACAGCUGCAACGAGCUUCCGCAGCAGGGACCAGCAUGGCUGCUGCACUAGAUGCCACGCUCAAGGAACACUUCGGUUACGACAGCUUCCGACCGGGACAGCGUGAAGUCGCCCUGGCAGCACUUGAACAUCGGGAUGUGGCUGUGUUCUGGACCACAGGUGCGGGGAAAUCCUUGUGCUACCAGCUGCCAGCGGUGCAGAGCGGCAAGACGGUCCUAGUGGUCUCGCCCCUCAUCUCCCUGAUGCAAGAUCAAGUCCACCGCUUCAACGCGACGGUGGGCGCCCAGGGUCGCUUCCAGGCCUGCUUCUUGGGAUCCGCACAAACGGACCCGAGCAUCGAGGCGAAGGCCUUGGCGGGCCACUUCUGCUUGAUCUACUUGACACCGGAGAAGCUGACGGGGACGGGGGGGGACUUCCUGAGGAAGCUUCCAUUGCAGUCGCUGCUCCUGGUGGCCAUCGAUGAGGCCCACUGCAUCUCCGAGUGGGGACACGACUUUCGCCCCUCCUACCGCAACCUCCACGCCAUCCGCGAGACGCUCCCCACCAUACCUUUGAUGACCCUCACGGCCACAGCCUCCACGCGCGUACAACGUGACAUACUGCAGCAACUGCAACUUCGUGAUCCGCUGGCGAGCCAUUCCAGCUCUUACCGACCGAACCUCCACCUGCGGUGCACGAGGAAGACCUCGAAGGCGGCGGAUCUUCUCCGCAUCGCCAAUGACAUAGAGGCACACAGAGGCAGCACCAUUGUGUACGCCAUGACGCAGAGUGAUGCGGAGAGCGUCGCGGGUUUCCUGGGCGAGAAGCUGGCCCCCAGCUUGAAGGUCGCGUGCUACCACGGUGGCUUGUCCAUGGCUGCGCGUGAAGAUGCGCACGUGGCCUUCCUGAACGGGCAGGUGCAGGUCGUUGUUGCAACGGUUGCUUUUGGCAUGGGGAUCGACAAGCCGGAUGUGAGGCGUAUCAUUCACUACGGGCCUCCGAAAACUGUGGAGGAAUACUUUCAGCAGAUUGGCCGUGCGGGCCGAGAUGGACUCGACUCAGUGUGCGAGCUGAUUACGUCAGAUGGGGACUUCCGCCAAUAUUCCUCCGAUUUCUACACGAAGAGUUUAAGCGAGGAGAAUAUCAAGCAGGUCGCGGCUUCCACAGAAGCGCUGCGCAACUUCGCAAGCUGCAGCAGCUGCCGAUGGCGUUGGCUUUUGGAGUACUUCGGUGAGACGCCCUCCUACCGUCACUGUGGCCUCUGUGACAACAGCGUGGCCAACGGCAAGGACGUGCGCGACUUCCGAGCCGCGGUGGCCCCGAUCCUGCAUGCUGUGGCAGCGACCCAGCGCUUUCCGCAAGCGUUGACUCAUCUCCUCCAGAUCAUCACAGGGACCUGGAAGCCAAAGGGAGUCAACAGCAUCACAGGAACUGUAGCUGCCGCACAGCCGCAGAUACAACAACUCCGGCAGGCUUUGCCAGCGUUGAUGAAAAAGGAGGUUGUCGUUCGGGAGCUGAUCGUGUCGCUUUGCGGUGCCGGAUACCUACAGCGCACAGUCGUCAAGACUGAUAAUCCGAGCUCAUUCUGCAAGACAUUCGAGGUUUACAGCCUCACAGAAGCUGGUCGAACAGCCUUGCAGAGCAACGCACCGGUGGAUCUGCCCAUCACAGCCACAAUCCGACAGCAGGAGGCCGAUGAGGAAGAGCGGCGCAGCGCCAGGGAACGAGAAGUCUCCAGUUUCGGCUUGGAUGUAAGAACUCUGUCCGCCGACCAAAUGGCGGAUGAUGGCCCAGUCCUUUGGUACAUUCGCAAGCUGAAGCACUGGAAAGCCAGCGGCAAAGAAGAGCUCUUGGCGAAAGCUGACCGUCACGAGGCGCUCAGGAAAGAGAUCCUCCGCUGGCGCGCCGAGGCCGCCGUGCGAUUGCGCUUGGCGCCUGCCGCCGUGCUCUCUGAGUACUCGUGCAUCGCCUUGACUUACGUCCAACCCACGACCGUGGAGGCCAUCAAGAGCGUCGGCGUGCGCAUUUCGGGAGCGGAGGAGCUGGCCAAGAUCAUCCAAAAGGCCAAGGAGGAGAUGAAGGGAGCGGGAGAAAACGCCGAGGCAGAGGAGAGAACACGAGGCGAGCCGGACUCGACGAUGGAGCUUCCGGCAGGCAGUGUGACGCCGCCCAGGAAGUGGCCGGCCGCGGUCUACAAACCCGGAAGGCGCGGGGCCAAGGUUUCCUGGGAGCUUUCCUACGAGCGCUUCGCAGAAAACGAGUCUCUGCAGAGCAUCGCCAUGCGACCGGCUUCAGGCGCUCCAAUUCAGACCAACACGGUGCGAGGCCACAUUCUGACAGCUUGGACCUUUGGAAAGCCCGUGGAUUUGCAGCGUCUCUUCCGGGAGUCGGAGGCCGUGCUGCCAUCCGAGGCCGAAUGGAGACAGUUGGAAGAGGCUGCGGCAGCCAACAAGGUCGAUUUCUCUGCCGACGUCCGUCUCAAGGAAAUUCUGCCGCUCAUCCUCGGAGACAAGGUGAACCGGGAACCGAGCCUCAAGUCCGAUGCUGACAAGGAGCUUGAGCGCGAGUGGUAUGAGCGAAUGAGAAUCUGGGAGGCUUUUCGCAAAGUGGGCUACGUCCCUUCUUUUGCUGGUGCAAAGCGUCAGCAGGCUGGCACCGCACCGCGUUCCAUUUCCGUGCAGCCAUUGCGAGUCGGAGAGAAGGCGGAAGAUCAGGCAGACGAGGCCCUGCGAGGCCCACCGGCUGCGCCGCUGAUGGUCCAGCCGGGCCAGCCGCCCAUGAGGCGGUCUCUUCCCGCCAAGGGCACGGCGACGCA